AUGCCACAAAAGAACUUCAGGGAUGCAAAGGAACACGAAAUCAAGUACGAUGCAAGUGGCAAUAGGAUAAAUGAUUAUGUGCCCGCAUACAUUACCAAAAGGCCAUGGUAUUAUAAUUCCGAAGCGCUGAAAGAUAAUUCAAAUUCUCGAAAGAGAAAUCUCAUUGAAGAACUUGAGAAGGAAACAACAAAGGAAAGAUUCAAACACCAAAGGAUUGACCCUGACGCGGAAAUUUUACCGAAUAAUUUACCAAAGAAAGGAAAAGGUAUCGUGGAUCAUGUUGAAACUGCUAAAACUUUGGAGGACCAAUCAGGUGUCUCCAAAGAGAAAGAGAUGACCGGUGGAUCAAUUGAAAAAAAUAGAAAUCAACCAUUUAGGUCACACAUACAGUCAAGCGGUAAAGUCAUAUGUAAAAAUUGUGGUAGUAGAAGGCAUCGCACAAGAGAUUGCCUCGAGAAGCCAAAAAAGAUCAGAUUUAAAUUUCGAACGCAUAGUAAUGGAGGACAAACAAAUGCUGAUGGAUUUCUGGUUAGAAUGGAUACCAAUAACUAUGAUGAAAAAAGAGAUAGGUGGCAUGGAUACGAUCCGAGUAAAGAUUACAGCGGGCAAUUGGAACAAAUGGAGCAGAAAGCCAAAACACUCGAGGAUAAAUAUAAAAGUGAUUUGGAAAAUCAGGAGGAUCAUAAAACAAAUACGUUUGAAGAGGAUGAGAUCGAGGAAAUGUUAGACUUGGGUCUAGUGGAUGAUGUUGAAGAGCUCAGAAGAAAGAAUAGUGAUGAUAAAGGUUCGUCAACAUUGUUGAUGCAGCAUAACCCUCUAGCUCUCGAUAAUGGUGCCAGAGUUCCUGUGAGAUCUUUGGAUGAUAAGCCUCAAUACUUAAAGGUGAUAAAAACUGGUGAGGAAUUGCGUUUCAAUCCGAAAUCAAGGGUGUACAAGGACUUGAAAAAGGGCUAUUUAAAUGGACGUGGUCAGUUUGUGCCUUAUCUGAAUGGUGAAGCGGCACAAUUUGAGAAAAUGAAAACGUUUACACAUGGAGUACAGAAGAACAGAGAAGAAAAGUGGGAAAAUGGUGAAAUUGAAUCGGUCACAGAUCUACAUUUUGCUGCAGAAGCUUCUCCAACUGCUGUAAUGCUUGCAGCAAAAAAGAAAGAAGAAGAGGUAAGUGAAAUGCGUGAAAAGAGGAGAAAGGAAUUACUUUUGAAAUACGGUGCUCUUGAUUAA
Brettanomyces bruxellensis is the source of this 1221-nucleotide messenger RNA. RefSeq lists its product as uncharacterized. Gene Ontology annotation, biological process: mRNA splicing, via spliceosome. The record is from RefSeq and is a predicted model, not a curated record. Gene Ontology annotation, cellular component: spliceosomal complex. Bases 1 to 1221 code for a protein of 406 amino acids. The transcript has a single exon. NCBI's taxonomy places the organism in Eukaryota, Fungi, Ascomycota, Pichiomycetes, Pichiales, Pichiaceae. Gene Ontology annotation, molecular function: pre-mRNA 3'-splice site binding.